Messenger RNA from Scheffersomyces amazonensis, 2360 nucleotides. RefSeq lists its product as uncharacterized. Gene Ontology annotation, cellular component: nucleus; cytoplasm. Bases 249 to 2246 code for a protein of 665 amino acids. Lineage: Eukaryota; Fungi; Ascomycota; Pichiomycetes; Serinales; Debaryomycetaceae. The record is from RefSeq and is a predicted model, not a curated record. The transcript has a single exon.
GCUCGAUUUUGAAAAUCACCAUCAUCCAUCUGAAAUCAUUACUAACCCCAGUUUGUUUUAUAGUACUUUUUUAUUAUUUAUCAUUCUAUUACUUCUCUUACGACAUUUAUUUGUAAUAUACUAUAUUUAUCAAUUGGUUGUUUUAUAUUAUAACAUUUAUCAAUUGUUCGAGAUAGUUUUUAUUUUAUUUCCGUUUAUCACCUCACCUCACCCCACCGACCAGUUGACUUACUUCAGUUGAUAAAAUUAUGACAAGACCAACAACUCCACUAACUUCUGGCCCAGGUGGUCAAUCUCAGUGGCAAUCUUCAAGUCAUAAAGUUCCAGCGUAUGAAAAGUCAAUUCAUGAAAAACUUAUUGAAAUUUAUAAUACGGUAUUAUCCCUUAAGAAUAAUCGAAAUAAAUAUAUUAAUUCUAAACAAAUUUAUCAAAUUUAUGAUGGAUUUUUACUUUGGUUACAUGAACUUAAAAUUACUAGAAAGGAUGAAGAAUUAAAGGGUUUAAAUCUUAAUUUACCAAAUAAUAAUGAUUUUUUAAUUGAUGAUAUUUGGCAAUUAUUAUCACUUUGUUUUGUAACUUGUGGAUUAAUUAAAUUUGCUCCAGCAACUUAUAGUUCAUUAAGUACAGUUAAUAAAUUAUUAGAUCAUUUAAAAGAAGGUCAAGUAUAUACUUAUGAAGAUUUAAAACCAAUUAGAAUAAGAUUAGAUGAAAUUAAAUCAAUUAUUGAACAAAAAAAUGAUGAUGAUGAUUAUGAUGAAGAUAAUAAUAAUGGUGAUUAUCAAGAAGAUCCAAGUAAAUCUCAUCAUGAUGAAGAAAAUUUAUUAUUAAGAACUAAAUUAAAUAAAUGUGAAUUACUUUAUAAUUCUUUAGAAUCUAAUUUUAAGAAUUUUCCUCGUGAUUUAGAAUUAAUUUAUAAUAAAUUAAUAUCUAUUAGAAAAGUAAUUUUAAAUUAUUUAACAGCAAAUUCAACAGAAUCUAAUAAUAAAAGUAUACAUAAAAAAGAUCCAAAAAUUAUUAAUAAAGUUAAUCAAUUAAAAUCUGAUUUAAAAGAAAUUGAAAGUUUACGUGAUAUUAAUGAUGGGAAAUUUCAUUCAAAAUUAGUUGAACCAUCAAAACAACUUCAAAGUGAUAAUAAAAUUCAACCAGUAAUAAAUGGAUUAAUUGAUGAUUGUAAUAAUUUAUUACAAGAUUUAUUAAUUCAAAAUGAAUCAACAAGUUUAUCAAUUGAAUUAUCUAAAUUAAAUAUUAAAGAUGAUUUAGAAGUAGAUGAUUUAAUUACUAAUGAAGAUAAAGAAAAAUUAGAUAAUUUAAGUAAUGUAAAUUCAAAAUUUGAAUCAAUUUAUAAUCAAUUAUCUGAUUUAAAAUUAAAAUUAGAAAAUUUAUUAGUUACAAGAAGAUGGACAAUGAGAGAAACAGAUUUAUAUAGUUAUCAACAAUUAAUAAAAUCAAUUGAUGAACAACGACUUUUAUUAAAUAAUCAAAUUACUGCCAAUCAAGCUGAUGAUUCAAGUCCUUCAAUAAUUCAAGAUAAAUUAAAUAUUAUAAAUAAUCAUUUAAGAAAAAAUCAUACUUUAAUAUUAUAUUUAUUAAGAAGAUGUUAUGGAUUAAUUUAUAAAUUAUUAGAAAGUUCUGAACCAGUUAGUGAAUCUUUACAACCAAUUCAUAAUCAAUUAUCUACAGUUCGUAAAUGUUUAUUAGAAAUUAAAAGAGUUGAUGGUUUAAAUAAUUUACGAGAAUUAUAUCCAUUUCAAUUUAAAUUAGCAUCACUUGAUAAUCUUCGUAAUGAUGGGAAAUUUAUUAUAAAUAAUCAAAUUCCUGAAGGUCAAGCAACACUUAAUGCAUUACUAGAAGAAUGUUUUGAUAUAAUUCAUGAAUUAAAAAUUGAAUUAGAAGAAAAGGAAGAAUUAAGACAUGAAAGAAAACAACGUCAUCAUCGUAAAAAUACUAAUGAUGAUGAACAAGAUAAUGAAAAUGAAAAUGAUAAUGAUAAUUCAAGAGUACAUUCUCAUCUGAUAUUAUCUAAUUUAAAUUCUUCAUCAGUUAAUCAAAGUGUUACUGAUUUAACUGAUGAUGAAGAUAUUAAAUCUGAUGAUGAAGUUGAAUUAAAGAGAAAAAGAUAUGUUGGAUUUAAUGAAGCUGAUUAUGAUCAAGAAUCAGAAUCAGCUUAUGGAGAUGAAGAUGAAGACUUUGAUGAUGAUGACUAUAACUUGAGUGAUGACGAAUAUGAAGGAAAUGAUUACUAUUAAUUAACCAAUUAACCAAUUAAAAUUCUUUCUCUAUAACUAUAACUAUAUAUAUACUUUCUACAUAAAUAUCUUACAUAUAUAUAUAUAUAUACUAGUACUACUGCUAUAUACAUU